AUGAAUGAGCGAGAUCACUUGUUGAAAAAAGCCAGAAAGAGUGGGAAAGAAUAUGACUGGUGUAAUUAUCGCAAAGCACGAAAUAGUGUCACAAAAUGUAUUCGCCAGCAUAAAGCAAAUUAUAAUCGCUCAGUCUUUCGUGAGAACGUUAACAGACCAAAACAGUUCUGGGAUCAAAUAAAGAAAUGCUACCCAACCCGAAAUAAGGGGGAAACCCCAAACAAGCUGUUUGACGUUGAAGGAAAACUCAUAUCCGAUAGCUAUCUGAUCGCUAGUGCUUUUUGCAACUUUCUUAUUGGAAUUGGUACAUCCAUUCAACAAUGCUAUGUCACAUUAACAGAGAAACAUUGGCAAUUCCACAGCUAUCAAAGAUUGCAAUAUCUCAUAAACCCACAUCAUUGCGUUUUUAAAUUUAAGGAAGUGACUGAAAGGGAUAUACUGUCUAUUAUAAAAACGUUGAGAUCAUCCACAGCCCCAGGAUAUGAUAAUAUCCCGAUAUCCUUUAUUAAAGACGGUGCCCAAGAAUUAUCCACCCCACUUGUGCUUUUGAUAAACUUAUGCUUACGACAGUCAAUUUUCCCAGAUGUAGAGAAAUUGGCAAAUGUUACACCAAUUUUUAAGUCGGGAGACCGAUCAUCAAUGGAUAACUAUAGACCAAUUUCCGUCUUGCCUGUAUUAGCAAAGAUUAUUGAACGUGUUGUUCACAAACAGCUAUCUAUCUAUCUGGAAGAAAACUGUCUGCUUUCCCCUAACCAAUUUGGAUUUCGUAAAGGUUGA
Molecule: messenger RNA, 777 nt
Organism: Paramuricea clavata
Lineage: Eukaryota; Metazoa; Cnidaria; Anthozoa; Malacalcyonacea; Plexauridae
Source: the annotation of a GenBank genome assembly